This is a messenger RNA of Epinephelus lanceolatus (giant grouper), 1809 nucleotides long. RefSeq names its product MAP kinase-activated protein kinase 2-like. Gene Ontology annotation, biological process: protein phosphorylation. NCBI's taxonomy places the organism in Eukaryota, Metazoa, Chordata, Actinopteri, Perciformes, Serranidae. The record is from RefSeq and is a predicted model, not a curated record. Gene Ontology annotation, molecular function: protein kinase activity; ATP binding.
GAGAGCCUGGUGUACCCUGCAGGAAGAGGCAGAGAGCCGUGAUGAGGACCAGGCAGGGGCUCCACAUUUUUCCAGCAUUUUCUCCUGUCUUAGACAUUUAGUGUGUCGUACCAUCUCUCCUGUACACACAUCCAGAUCAGCUUGAAACCUCUGAAGUGCCCUGGUGCCAAUAUAACGGUGCGCUUUCAGACCUCCGCCCUUUUCUGUAGGACUCUGAGGAGGUUUCAUAGAUUGCAUACCUCAUUUUGUUCGUACAGUGGUCACAGUGAGGGCGAGAUGAUCUGUCGGGCAGCACCAAACUCCUCCAGACGUAUGAACUAGGAUGACACCGGAUAUUUCCUGUUGCAGACACUGGUGACUUUUGCGCAGCAUCCCUGUUGGCUUCUACAGGAAUAAAAAUGCAUCAUAACCAGGAGGAGCAGUCGGUAAACCCAAUUACUGCGCAGCACGGGACAACACAGCCCAGUGACUCCUCCAACAGCCUGGGGAGCAGCUUGGACAGCGGCCUCACAGUCACCCAGCCACCUGCUUACUGCAAGCUGGAGUUCAAGAGACACGCAGUGACAGAUGACUAUAAGAUCACAGCUCAGGUCCUUGGCCUGGGAAUAAACGGGAAAGUUCUGGAAUGUUACUGCAAGAAAACCGGAGAGAAAUGUGCCCUCAAGAUCCUGUACGAUACUCCUAAAGCCAGACGGGAGGUUGAGCUGCACUGGCGAGUUUCCGGAGGUCCCCACAUUGUCCGAAUACUCAGCCUGUAUGAGAACAUGCACCAGGGGAAGAAAUGUCUCCUCAUCGUCAUGGAGUGUAUGGAGGGAGGGGAGCUGUUCAGCCGCAUUCAGGCCAGAGGGGACCAGGCCUUCACAGAAAGAGAGGCGUCAGACAUCAUGCAUGACAUCGGCACGGCCAUAGAGUACCUCCACCUCAUGGACAUCGCCCACAGGGAUGUAAAGCCUGAAAACCUGCUCUAUACCACCAAGGAGAGUAACGCCACACUAACACUGACUGACUUUGGUUUUGCUAAGGAGACGACGCUGCACAACGCCCUCCAAACUCCCUGCUACACUCCUUAUUAUGUUGCCCCAGAGGUGCUUGGGCCAGAGAAAUAUGACAAAUCAUGUGACAUGUGGUCUCUGGGCGUAAUCAUGUACAUUCUAUUGUGUGGGUUUCCUCCAUUCUACUCAAACACAGGUCAGGCCAUCUCUCCAGGCAUGAAGCAGAGGAUCAGGCUGGGCCAAUACGAGUUCCCCAACCCUGAGUGGGCUGACGUUUCUGAGGAAGCCAAACAGCUCAUCAUUCAGUUACUGAAGACAGACCCCAGUGAGAGGAUGACCAUUGGACAGUUCAUGAACCAUCCCUGGAUUAGUCAGUCAUGGGUGGUCCCUCCGACACCCCUCCACACCUCCCGUGUUUUGACGGAGGACAAGGAGCUGUGGGAGGAUGUGAAGGAGGAAAUGACCAGCGCCCUGGCCACCAUGCGUGUCGACUACGACCAGGUGAAGAUCAAAGACCUGGACACGUCCAACAACCCUCUGCUCAACAAGAGACGCAAGAGGCCUGUGCCUGGAGGAGCCAACUCAGGAGGAGGAGACGGUGAUGGAGGAGAUGGAGGAGUGGUGUGUAAUAGUCACAGAGAAGUAACGUUUUCUGAAGAGCAUGGGGAAAUGAUCAUUGGACAGAAGUAGUUUAAAAUUAUGACAGCCAGAUUGAUCAGUUUACAUAUCACUUAUUGUAUUUUACUUUCUCCUUCUUUGUAUCACUGCACUUCAGUAGUCUAAUUCAUGUCAUUUAUUUUGACUGUCACCACUCUAA